AAAGGGCCAGGUGAUUGUGCUGCACGAUUCAUAAACAGGCCUCUCGGGAGAAACCCAGGAAGGCCCCGCACGGGUCAGCCCCCUCUCCAAGCCUGGCACGUGGGCCUGACUCCUCCUUGGUGCCAGCAGCCAGGAGGGUGACAAGACUGGGCCUGGCCUUAAGGAGCAGCUGACUGUUCUGCAGCUGACCUUCAAUCUAUCUUCUCCUGACCCAAGGAUCAGCAAGGGUGUCAAGAGUUGAACACAGAAUGGAAGGGGAAAGGAUCAAGCCUCGGCCUUUGGUGGAGGAGGCAUAUGAUAUGUCAGGUGCCCGUCUGGCCCUGACACUGUGUGUCACCAAAGCCCGGGAAGGUUCAGAAGCAGACCUGAAUGCCCUGGAACACAUGUUCCGGCAGCUGAGAUUUGAGAGUACCACGAAGAAAGACCCCACUGCCCAGCAAUUCCAGGAAGAAUUGGAAAAAUUCCAGCAUGUCAUAGAUACCUGGAAAGACCCCGUCAGCUGUGCCUUCGUGGUGCUCAUGGCACAUGGAGAAGAAGGCCUCCUCGAGGGAGAAGAUGGGAAGAUGGUCAGGCUGGAAGACCUCUUUGAGGUCUUGAACAACAAGAAUUGCCGGGCCUUAAGAGCCAAGCCUAAAGUAUACAUUGUGCAGGCCUGUAGAGGAGAACACAGGGACCUUGGUGAAACAAUAGGUGGAGAUGAGGUUGUGAUGGUCACAAAAGACAACCCCCAAACCAUCCCAACUUACACGGAUGCCCUCCAUGUCUACUCCACAGUGGAGGGGUACAUCGCCUACAGGCAUGACCAGGAGGGCUCUGCCUUCAUCCAAACCCUAACGGAUGUGUUCAGCAACAGGAAAGGACCCAUCCUGGAGCUCCUGACAGAGGUGACCAGGCGCAUGGCAAAAGAAGAACUGGUUCAGGAAGGAACAGCGAGGAAAGUGAAUCCUGAAAUCCAAAGCACCCUCCGGAAACGACUCUAUCUGCAAUAAAAGAAGAAAAGGCAGAGAGAAGCUCCCCUUCAGGUGCUCUCUCUGCCCCACAGAUAGUCAGAGGCAGCUCUCACCAUUCCUCAAAAUCUUCUCUUUCCAAGGCUAAACAGUACCCAAUCCCUCUUUCAUUACACCCCCUUAUCCACAUUCUUCUUAGAGCAAGGCAGCCAAAAAUGACCAAAAGGCACAAUGAUAACAUUAGCAUCACCUCCCUCAAGCUAGAUUCUCUACUUCUAUUAAUGCAACCUCAGAGUGCAUCCACUUACUCUACUUUCUGUUCCUGUGCUCAGCUGAGAUCUUCUUCUUCCUACAAAUCAUACCCAUAGAAGUUAACUAGAUAAAGCUCAUCUUUUCCACUGGCAAACAAUGCUUACUCACCACCACCCAUUCCAAUGACACUUCUGACUCCAUCUAACUGACUCCAUCUAACCUGGAACUAUAACCUCCUCCUCAACCCACAUCCAUUCCAUCUCCCAGUGAUUUGCUUAUGGAAACUCUGGAGUUUCCAUAAGCAAAAAAUUGUUUUUCUCCUAUACCCUGCCUCUGUGGCUAGCAAGUUGUGUCAAGUUGGUCCCCUUCUCCUAAUGCCUCUCCCUAGAAGGCACUGAACUCUACCUAAGAAAAUCCACCCAUUCAUCUCUCUAUCCUCACAACUCAACUUUCAAUCACAGCAGAUCCCCUAGUGUCAGCCUGUUAUUUUGCAGACCAUAUAAUAGAGGUGGAGAGAAGUUAAGUAAUUUGUCAAAUACCACACAGCGAGACAGAACCAGAGUCAAGGCCUGACUUCCAUCCAGCCUUCUUUCCUUAUCUGCUAAGUUUUGAUCCAUCAGAAAUCUUUUCUAAUUAGAACUGCCCAAAAAAAAAAAAUAGCUGUCCCUACCUUGGUUCUCUGGAAGACUUCUAGAAAUUCUCAAUAACCACCAGCCCAGCCCAGGUUACCUCUGAGGAUCCGGCACUGGGCUGGAAGUUGGAUUGGCUGCAUUGUCUUCCUAGUCUUUGGCUCCUACUGUGGACAUAUCCACCAUCUUGAAAACUUCUGACUGCAGAUGGGUCUUCUUCCUGGUCCCUCCUCCAAGCAUUCCCUGAUGUUCUCACCCUCAGACCGCAGGUUGGGGAUUCCGUGCACCCCCCACACACCACCAGCCACCACGCCCAGCCUACCUGACUGAAACUGCCUGCACACCUGCCUCCCCUGCUCUCCCCGCCCCCUCCAGGCUCCAUCGCCAUCCUCUCCUAUCUUCAUCUUUGCAACCAUGGUCCUUCCUUGUUCCUCUGCACCCAUCCCACCCCCCAUCUCUCCUCCAUGCCACCCACAGAAUGAUCUCUCUGGAAAGAAGACAUGAUGAGACCUAUUAUCUAUAGGUCAAGGUCAAACCCCACAUCCCGACUUCUCUCAGCUGUGCAAUCCCGCCCACCACCUAAGCCUCUAAGCCUCUGCUUUCCCAUCCCCCAAGCUGAGGGGCCCUCUCUUUCCCUUCACCCUCUUACCACUACCUCCCACCCUCGCUUAUUCCAGAAAGCCAUUCCCUAUAGUCUUUCUAAUUGAUACAGCCCUCUUACCCAGAAUGAAAUGCUGGGCAGGAAAGAAUCUUUGAUUGGAAUGAUGUGUUCAAUAAAACAGCUGUCAAACCUUG
Molecule: messenger RNA, 2623 nt
Organism: Sciurus carolinensis (gray squirrel)
Lineage: Eukaryota; Metazoa; Chordata; Mammalia; Rodentia; Sciuridae
Gene: Casp14
Product: caspase 14
Exons: 7
Coding region: 249-989 (246 amino acids)
Biological process (GO): proteolysis
Cellular component (GO): cytoplasm
Source: RefSeq, a predicted model, not a curated record